Messenger RNA from Cornus florida, 2670 nucleotides. Its product is annotated as probable inactive leucine-rich repeat receptor-like protein kinase At3g03770. The transcript has 7 exons. NCBI's taxonomy places the organism in Eukaryota, Viridiplantae, Streptophyta, Magnoliopsida, Cornales, Cornaceae. The coding region runs from base 236 to 2563 and encodes 775 amino acids. Gene Ontology annotation, biological process: protein phosphorylation. Gene Ontology annotation, molecular function: protein binding; ATP binding; protein kinase activity. The record is from RefSeq and is a predicted model, not a curated record.
CUUUUCUCUUUCUCUUUCUUUUUAUUUUAUUUUAUUUUAUUAAUACAUAAAACAUUGUAUGACUUCAUAAAGAACUUUAUGAUAGCUCAGUGUCCGAGUGUCUGCAACUUACUCUUAUCUCAGCUCUCUGCAACUUGGGAAUCUUAUUUCAGGUCUCUCAUAGUUCUUGAAAAGCUCUAAGAAAAGCUUAUCAUACCUAUCCAAGUGACAAUUCAAUCAAAAUUUGAGAGUUCUAAUGGCAAACCCUUUUCACCAAUCUUUACUUCUUCUCUUCUUCAUGGUGUUUUUGUCAAUCCAACACUCAUCUCAGCUUCAACCUUCUCAAUCUCAAGCCCUACUGAAAAUCAAGCAAUUACUGAACUACCCCUUAGCUCUAAGCAGCUGGAGUGAAGAAAGAGACUUCUGCAAUAUUGAGCCAAACCCUUCAAUAACUCUUGUGUGCUAUGAAGAUAGCAUAACUCAGCUUCAUAUUUUUGGGAACAAUGGCUUUUCUCAAACACGUCAUAGUCUCUUUACUGAAUCUUUCUUCUCCAAUCUUGCUAGUCUUCCAAGCUUGAAAGUCCUCUCUUUGGUUUCUCUAGGUCUAUGGGGACCACUGCCUAAUAGUGUUGGCAGUUUGUCUUCCUUGGAAAUACUCAAUAUUAGUUCAAAUUACCUUAGUGGAACUAUCCCUAUGGAGGUUUUAUCUUUGAGGAGCCUCCAAACCCUAAUAUUGGAUCACAACAUGUUCACAGGUGAAGUACCACACUGGCUAAGUACACUACCAAUGUUGGCUGUUCUAAGUUUUAUGAACAAUUCACUUACUGGUUACCUUCCAAAUUCCUUAUCAAGUAUGGAAAAUCUCCGAAUUCUUAGGGCUUCGAGGAAUCAUUUGUUUGGAGAAGUGCCUAAUCUUUGCAACCUGACAAACCUUCAAACGCUUGAUUUGGAAGACAACAAUUUUGGUCCUCAUUUUCCUAAUGUGAGUACUAAGUUGAUGACUCUUGUGCUCAGAAAGAACAGGUUUCGCUUUGGCCUACCGGCCAAUUUAAGCUCAUAUUAUCAACUUCAGAAGCUGGAUGUUUCUUUGAAUGAGUUUGUAGGACCCUUUUCACCAUCCUUACUGUCACUGCCUUCGCUAUAUUAUCUUGAUGUUGCAGAAAACAGGUUCAGGGGAAUGCUUUUUCGAAACAUGUCUUGCAAUGCUGAACUUGUUUUUGUGAAUUUGUCGUCGAAUCGUUUGACCGGAGAAUUGCCUGCUUGUUUAGAGUGGGGUUUUAAUAGCAGGGUUGUCCAGUGUGAUGGGAAUUGUUUAUCAAACAGUAGUCAGAAGCAGCAUCCAUACUUAUAUUGCCAUAAUGAAGCUCUGGCCGUGAAAAUCAUGCCCCGGGAACAGGAGAAAAGUCCAGUUCAUAGGGGGGUUCUUGCAGCAGGUUUAGUGGGAGGAAUUGUAGCAGGAAUUGCACUUUCUGGUCUGGUUUUUUCGGUUACUAGAAGAGUUUCUGGAGGUAUAACUAUUGCAACAUGUCAAAGAGAUAUACUGGAGAAAGUGUCACCUGCAUACACAAUGAAACUGCUUUCAGCUGCAAGAUAUAUUUCUGAAACGAUGAAGAUGGGAGCACUUGGCCUUCCUCCAUACCGGACUUUUGUGUUGGAGGAGCUUAAGGAGGCUACGAAUGACUUCAGUAAGUCAAAUGUCAUAGGUGAAGGGUCUUAUGGUCAGGUCUACAAAGGAUGGCUCAUAGAUGGCACUGUUGUCGCUAUUACAAGCUUGAAAAUGAGAAAGAGGCACAACAUCCAGACCUAUACACAUCAAAUUGAGCUGAUUUCAAAACUUCGACACAGCCAUUUGGUUUGUGCUAUUGGGCACUGCUUUGAGUGCUACCCAGAUGAUUCGAGCGUCAGCAGAAUAUUUCUGGUCUUUGAGUUCGUGCCUAAUGGGACACUUAGAGGCUGGAUAUCUGAGAGACUUCCAGGACAAAUUUUCAGUUGGACUCAAAGGAUGACAGCUGCUAUUGAAAUUGCUAGGGGUAUUCAAUUUCUGCAUACAGGGACUGUGCCUGGUGUAUUUUCAAAUAAUUUGAAAAUUACAGAUGUUUUCAUGGAUCAAAAUCUGCAUGCGAAAAUUAGCAGUUAUAAUCUGCCAUUGUUAUCUGAAAAUAAGAGACAGGUAGGUGAUGCAGCAUCUUCCACAGUAACACAAGAAAAUGUUCGAGGAAGGGUAAGACACGCGGACAAAGAUGAUGUUUAUGAUCUGGGAGUAAUCUUACUAGAAAUCAUUGUGGGAAGGCCAAUACUGUCCAAAAAUGACAUCAGUGUUGCAAAAGAUCUUUUGCAAGUAAGUUUGACAGCUGAUGAGGUAGCUCGAAGGAGUAUAGUUGAUCCGGCAAUUCGCAAGGAGUGUUCAGAUGAAUCGUUGAAAACAACGAUGGAGAACUGUGUGAGGUGUCUGUCCAAUGAACCAACAGAUAGGCCUUCUGUCGAGGAUGUCCUCUGGAACUUGCAGUUCGCGGCUCAGGUUCAAGAUUCCUGGAGGGGAGACUCCAAGAGCAGUCAAGGGUCGCCUAUCAUGUGUUCUAUAUAGUACUAACGUUAAAAGUUUCUAAGCUUCCAUGUAUUUACUAAUGUAUGGUUUCAGGUACAAGUUCCAUACUAUUUGAGGAAUAUAAACGUUUUAAAGCAUUCCCAGUA